Daldinia loculata is the source of this 836-nucleotide messenger RNA. RefSeq lists its product as uncharacterized. Lineage: Eukaryota; Fungi; Ascomycota; Sordariomycetes; Xylariales; Hypoxylaceae. The transcript has a single exon. The record is from RefSeq and is a predicted model, not a curated record. Gene Ontology annotation, molecular function: phosphatidylcholine lysophospholipase A1 activity. The coding region runs from base 8 to 445 and encodes 145 amino acids.
GCGAAAAAUGCCGUUGGGAGACAGCAUAACCGAGAUCACUUGUUGGAGGGCGAAGCUAUGGAAUGACUUAAAAGCAAAUAACUCGACGGACAAGAUCGAGUUCGUCGGCUCGAUGAACAAUACUCGGAGUUGCGAUACGGAAGACGAGGAGUUUGGUAAACAGCAUCAUGAAGGUCAUACGGGUUAUCUCGCGAUCGAUAUAGCGUACGAUCAUAUCGACGGGUGGCUCAACAACACUAAGCCUGAUAUUGUCACGUUUAUGCUCGGUACAGACGAUAUUGCUCGGGCCCGAUGGUUGGAGGAUGUCGUAGAGGCGUACACAAAUAUGGUGCAAUCGAUGCGGCAGUACAACGAACACGUACAGGUUAUCGUAGGCUCCUCCGUCUUCCAUCUAAAUCAACAGCCAGCAAGUUUGAGACGCAAUGCUAAGAUAAUCUCGAAAUAGGUCAACACCGUGGUUCCGCUACCGGCAAAUAUGAACCCAGUGAAGAGGCUCAACGACAUGAUCCCGGACUGGGCAGUCGAGCAGAACAAGACCGAGUCGCCGAUCUACGUUAACGAUAUAUACCCGUUCCCGAAUACCCUCCUAAGGGACGGCAUAUAUCCCAACGACGAGGGCGAGGACCGUAUUGCCGAUGGGUUGAAUUCAUUUUUGACGUGGAUUAUUAAUUCGAAUUCGACGGAUAAUAUUACUGCGCCUGGUUGAAAAGGGGAAGUACUUAGGGAUGAUAUAACAGAGAGCGUCACAAGUACGGGGGAUUGUGAUAUAAAAAUAAAUACUUCUAGGCACAUAGAGGAUAGAACUACAUACGAGUAUCACGGUCGAUAUAUGCCCA